Messenger RNA from Mesorhabditis spiculigera, 762 nucleotides. Lineage: Eukaryota; Metazoa; Nematoda; Chromadorea; Rhabditida; Rhabditidae. The record is from the annotation of a GenBank genome assembly.
AUGAGAUUGAUCGCUGAUGCUCAGAUCAACAUCGGAUUUGCCGAGAAGGAUGCCCGAAGAGUUGCGGGCAAGUCGGAUGCCGAAAAGGCCGCGCUCGAACGAAAAGCAAGACGAUUAGAGCUUCUCAUCGAUGUCGACAAGGUGGAAAAACAAGAUCUCGAAAUCUAUCAUCAUUACAAAAUCUUCGAGCAUCUCUUUGGCGAGGACACUUAUUUUCACAACGUCCAAGACCUCAACGUUGCGGUGGAGAUUGAAAACAUUGCUACUGGGAGCUUUUCCACGAUUCUGCUCGUGAAUCUAGACGGGAAUGUUUUCGAAGGACUGGAAGGCGAAGUUGUUCAAUGGAUGGUCAAGGAUAUACCAGAUGGAAAGCUGGUGAAAGAAGGUGUUGAGGUUCUUCCGUAUCUGCGCCCACUCCCUUUCAUGGGGCUGAAGUCGCCGAUCUACGAGUACGAAUUCACCGAGUCGCUCAAGCCAGCACAACGUGAAUUUCCUGUAAAGGCGAUGCCAUUUGAUCUUUAUCUCGACAUGUACCGUGAUCCCAAAGAAAUGGAAGAAGAGAUCCUCGAAGAGCGGUUACGACGGGCGCAGAUCAAGGACUACAGAGCCUCGAAAUGGAUUGAUCCCGACUACAAUGAGAACAAGAAGACAUUGCCGGCCUGGCUGCACGCUCGACUUUUUGGAGAGGAAGGGGCGCUAUGCUGGGAAUCUACGACAACGCCAUCAAGAAUUGAUUGCUCACAGAAUUUACGGUUUUAUAGC